Molecule: messenger RNA, 4755 nt
Organism: Cladocopium goreaui
Lineage: Eukaryota; Dinophyceae; Suessiales; Symbiodiniaceae
Source: the annotation of a GenBank genome assembly
AUGGGAAAUGGAGCUUCUGCCGCGACUGCCAUGGCAGCAUCGGUGUUCAAAAUGCAACAGUCUGACGAAUUGAAGAAUGUCAUUGGUGCUUUGGACACGGACACCUGUUCGACCCUUCAGAAGGCCAUUAAUGAAAAGCUUGGUGGCGAUGGGACUGAGAUGCUCGAGGCCGCUUGGUUGUGGCAGGGCUACGUCGUGAAGUCCAAAUUGGCCACGGUGGGCGUCACUUGCAACUGCAAAGGUAGCCAGCUCUUGAAGGGAGAGGCGAAGUUUGAGAAGGAGGAGGAUAAGGCCAAGGUGGACGAAUUCCUCGAGAAGACGGCGCUCAAGUUCAUGAAAGAACAAGUCACCGCGUUCAGGCCAUUCGUCGGGAUGCCAGAAUCUGCAGCAAAACACUGCGUCUACAUGUGGGACCAUGAUCUGGUGGUGGAGUUUCUGCAGGAAGACAACAUUUGCUAUCGCGCGAUGACCGGAAAGAAGUUGCUGAUGGACAGAUCCCAGUUCAGUGAUGAAGAAUGGGAAAGCACGGAGAAGAGACUCGGCGAGAAGGGCAAGGAAUUCUUCGUGGCGAUGGCGAAGGUUGGUUUGCUCACCUCGGUAAGCGCUGUGCUGCAGAAGGUGAGCUGUGCUUCGAGCUCGAGCUGUCUGAUGGACUUUGUGGGCAUCAGCCAGAGCGAGGACCUUUGCCUCGACCACUCGGAUCGAAAGGGCUUCAAAGGGGCCCUCUCAAAAGGCUUCAAAGCCGUUUGUUUGGAUGUGAAUCAAUGCAUGGCGCUUUGUGAUGCCACGCCGGGUUGCUUCGCCGUGGAGAUGUCACAGGUGGUCAACAGAUGUGAGCUGAAAGGAUCCCAUUGCCUUUUGCAUGAGAAUUGGCGACAGUCGGACGACAGCAAUCUCUUGGUGGUUGGACGGCUUCGCGAAGGACCGGGUGCCAUCGGGACUUCGGAACAUUCUGCCAAUGUGCCGUCCUGCGAAGCCAGCAUGGUGCACCGAUGUCCCAUUGAAUGGGAGUAUGACGGCAACGUGGGUGGCUUUCAUUGCAAUCACAAGCUGCACUAUCAGACUUCAGAAGAGGCAUACCUGAGUUCUGCUGGAGCCUGCCGACCUGCGAGUGCCGGACCCUUUCCAUACGAUGAUUGCAGUGACCAGUGCCGCAUCCAAGGGAAGACAGGAGCAGAGGGCCGUGUGCCAUCUUGCCCUCCAAGUACGGUGUCGCAAUGUCCUGCGGAGUGGAACUGGAAGGGUCCAGGGGGCUUCCAUUGUCUGAGGCAGCUACACUACCAAUACAACACGAAGGCAUUCUUGAGUUCGGACGGAGCCUGCCGACCUGCGAGUGCUGGACCCUUUCCAUACGACGAUUGCAGUGAUCAAUGCCGCAUUGGUGGUGUGAGCGAUGACCACCCUGAAGGUCGCCGUGACCAUAGUGACUAUAGUGGCUUGGAGGUGUUGCUGGAUGCGUCCACUGUGGUGUCAAAGGCUGCAACAGCUUCUGCCAAGGCCCAUCUGGAGCAGUUGACUUCCGCCAUGCAUUUUGGAAUGAUGGACAUCCCAGGUGACGAAGCAGACCUUAGUUACAAAUACAGCAGCAUCUUGCAUGGGCCCACUGCUUAUUGCACUCUCUACUUCGUACCCUUCAAUGCGGACAACGUGGGCAUUUUCGAGACUGCGAGCUGGACCUUUCGCACCGUCGAUAUUUCAUCCUUCGCCCGUGGUGAGUUCAAGUAUUCUUCGGGAGUGCUUUACAACGAAGUGGCAUAUUUCACGCCAUAUGGGGCUGACCACGUGGGAGUGUUCGAUCUAAAGACUGAGCGUUUCGGACGGUUGGGGAUCUCCGCCGGCUCUGAAGAGUGCAAAUACAGCGCCGCGAUUCAACGCGGAUCCAUGGCUUACUUUGUGCCCAGCAGUGCGGAGAACAUAGGCGUCCUGGACAUGGAGUCGAGGAGCUUCAGAACCAUUCCCAUUGGGGCGGGCGCGGGCAAAUGGAAAUACCGUGGAGGAGUACUGCAUGAUGGAAAGUGCUACUUCGCUCCAUACAAUGCGGACAACAUCGGCGUGCUGGAUGUCCAAAGUGAACACUUCCAGACCAUUGAUAUCUCCAGAAGCACGGUCGGGGAUAUGAAGUUUACCGAUGCCUUCGUGCAGAAUGGUGUGAUCUACUUUGUGCCCUUCAACGCCAAUGCUGUGGGCGCCCUGUAUCUCGAGAACCACCACUUCGAACUCGUGAAAAUCCCAAACCUCGCUGCAGAGAAUUACAAGUUUUGGGGUGCGAUCCAGGUGGGCAGCUUGACGUACUUCGUGCCUGACAUGGCAGAUGCUGUGGGCGUUUUCGAAGCAGCCACCAGGGAAUAUGCUCAGGUGGACAUUCGCAGCAAGAUCUCCAUGGAUUUUAAGUUCGCUACUGGCAUCUACUUCAACGGGGUCCUCUACUUUUCACCUAGGAACGCCCGCGGCAUUGGAAUGUUGCAGGUUGGGCGGAUGGAUGCUGACCUUUGCCAAGGGCUGGAGCCGGUCAACAGCCAGGCGGCGUUGCCGAUGGACGUCAUUUGGGAAGACCGCAAGGUCACCAGCAGCCAUCACCAGGAACGUAACCCUGAACAUCACCAUGGUCACCAUGGUCAUCACGAUGGUCAUCACGAUGGUCAUCACCAUGGUCCCCACCAUGGUCCCCACCAUGGUCCCCACCAUGGUACCCACCAUGGUCACCACCACCACCAUGGUGACGAUGAAGCGCUCAGUGCAACUUCAGCCGAAAUCUAUGCUGAACCAAGGCCUUCGUGGGCUAUGGCAGAGGAGCAGAGAGCUGGAAAGACUCACGGGGUGCGGGAUGUAUUCAUUGCUUUGGCCUCGAUUGGUUUGGUGUUGCUUCCAGCGGAGCUCUCCCGUGAAAAGUGGGAUGGGAAGAUCAACGACGGUUCUUUGUCAUUCUUGCGAAGUCUCGUUGUCAGCACGAUUUGUGCUGUGUGCUUCUUCGUGCUGCGGAGUCUUUUUGCUGGCGGCGCUGUGCCGUUCUGGGUACAGGUAGCACCAGCCAUCUUCUUCUUCCUGGUCCUGUGGCUUCUUUUUCAGGCCAGCCUUUUCUUGAAGCCCUAUGACCGGAGGACCGCCCGUUUGGAUAUCGUGGAGAUUUUGGGUUUCUCCACCGGCUUGGCGGGUGUAGAUGCCGGUGGAGCUUACCUGCGAUGCUUUGACAACAGCUGCAUGGAGGCUGCGGCAGCGCUGAUGUUUUACCAAAUGCUCCUGCUGGCGCUUGAUGGACUGGUAGGCUGGUGGGCCAAGAUGAAUCGCGUUCCCCGGGCGGAUCAUCGUUCAACGCUGCUGGCACCACCGGCUUUGCUGUCUGUGGAGGUCCUGACCUUCGGCUUGCUGGGUGAGUUUGGCCCAGAGAUUCUGCUGAAUCGUCUUGGUGUCGUGCAGGAUGGUUUGGCACCAGGAGAAACCGCACCAUUCCGUUUGGUGCUGGUACUCUACGCCCUCAGUUGCAUCGUUUUUGCUGCCUCCCAGUGGCUGGAACACCGCAAGGCCCAUGAGAGCCAUCAGGUGGCUUCCCUAAGUGCCUGCUGGGCUGCCAUUCGGGCCUCGCAGUGGCUGGGGAAGCUGCUGCUUUUCCCGAACCAAGGAGCGCAGCUGCUCUUGUGUGUCUCCUUGACCGCCCUGAUGGCGCAGCUCUUGAGUGUUGAGCUGCCUGACAGGACUGAUAGCAGGUCGGCGACGGUCCCAGUCACUACUAGUAGUUUGCCAAAGCCUUUGGGAAUAGCCGUGGGCCUUCUAUGGGCAUCCUCCAUCGUUCGCUCGAGCUGGUUGCUGGUGAUUGUGACGGUUCCACAGCGAGUCGUCUACGCCCAGGUGCACUUCAUGGCGGUGUGGCUGGUGCUGAGUUUGUUGGUGGCUGCAGCCAUGUUCUACAUCAAAGCGCGGUCGCCUCGUCCAGGCUAUGCCUCGGUGUCCCCAGCGUCGCCGCUGCGGCGCCAGGGCGCCAUGGAUUUGCCCAGCUACGAACGCCAGGGAGCAGUGGAUCUGCCGCCCAUGUACACGCGCCAGGGGGCAGCAGAUCUUAGUGAUGCUUCCCCCUCGAGCUUGGCUGCUCAAUCCGUUGUCAUGGUUCGGACGAGGAUCUGCAGCCGCGACACCGGCUGCGACUAACCAGGCAGACAAUGCAAGCGACUCCAAGGUGGAUGAUGCAAGCAAUUCCAAGGUGAACGAUGCAGGCGACGCAAGAGACGAUGAUACCAACUCUGGCCGCACAGAUGACACUGGAAGAAGGAAUCCCGACGAUCAUCACGACCAUCACAACCAUCAAGGCCAUCACGACCACGACCACAACCACCACGACCACCAUCAUGACCACCAUCAUGACCACCAUCAUGACCACCAUCACGACCAGCAUGACCAUCACGAUGUGAGUCGGAGAGAGGUUCAUGAUGAUAGCGACAACAAGCCUGAAUUGGCCCGGUAGCUGCCUGGUCCACCGGGACAACAGAGCCUUCUAUAGCUGAGCUUUUUAAUGGCUGCUGUGAUCAUGGAAACAGGGUUGGGUAUGAGUUAAUAGCUGCAAUGCGAAAAAGGCCGAGUUGGGGAAAACGCCCAAGUCGGUGAAGGGCUGGGCAGCUGGGCACGAGAUUUCAAGGAAGUAAUACACUUCCAGAGCGCAAAGAAGCAUCUCCAAUAGCUGACCGAUCAGUGCUCAAGAAGAGCUGCUGAAAAGAGAAAACAAUAGAGUGAAGCUGCCAGAUUUGGUGUGAGGCGCACAUCGCAAAA